Leptidea sinapis is the source of this 1066-nucleotide messenger RNA. RefSeq names its product V-type proton ATPase subunit e 2-like. Gene Ontology annotation, molecular function: proton-transporting ATPase activity, rotational mechanism. The transcript has 4 exons. Gene Ontology annotation, cellular component: proton-transporting V-type ATPase, V0 domain. Gene Ontology annotation, biological process: proton transmembrane transport. Lineage: Eukaryota; Metazoa; Arthropoda; Insecta; Lepidoptera; Pieridae. The coding region runs from base 132 to 389 and encodes 85 amino acids. The record is from RefSeq and is a predicted model, not a curated record.
AAUCUUUACACAAUUAAUGAAUAAUGUGUAGAUUUAUGUAGUGGUAACACUCGUUCAAAUACAUGUAAACUUAUUAAACCACAUAUAUUAAAUUAACAGUAUAAGGAAAAUAAUUUUGCAAUUGAUCCAAGAUGGCCGCUUCAGCUGUAGUUACUAAUAUAUCGGUUGUUACUGUUUUUUGGGGUUUUGUUGGUAUUGUGUGUCCAUAUUUUGUUCGAAGAGGACCAAACAGAAGAGUAAUCCAGGUUAUGCUGAUGCUAACUGCUGCUAGCUGCUGGCUAUUUUGGCUCUGUACCUACGUGGCUCAAAUGAACCCGCUUAUCGGACCUAAGUUGAAAAAUAGAACUUUGAUAUGGAUAGCGCAUAAAUGGGGCAAUGUCAAGAAAUAAUGAAAUGCAAAUGAACAAAAAAUAAAGAUAAUAAAAUUAAGAAAUAUUUUGAAUAAGGAACACUGAGAACAACUAAAAUAGCUGAUCAACAAUUUUGUAAUUUCUUCAAUCCUAAUGUCAAGUGUUCAAAGCUAAUAUUGAACCCGAUAGAUGGCGUAUUUUCGAUAAUUAUUUUUUAUUAGUUAAUAAAGUGACAGUGACAGAAGGCCAUUAUAUGGCGGUAAAAAGUAUAAACUACGCCGAAACAGAGUAUUUCGUGAAAUUAUCGAUUAGCAAUGGUCAAUCGCGUAUUGUCUACAACGCAUUGCAGUUCUUAGUAUUUGAAGUGAAACUUCUAACGCGACUUCCAACAAGGUUGCGUUGGUAAAACGUAAUAAUAACAAUUUUGUGCGAUGUACACAGCGAGAGACCAUCGAAUAUGGUCCGCUAACGGACCGCGUCCGAUGGUUCGGCGGUACCAAAUCCGAUCAUAUGUUUAGGCUCUAAAAGUUCGAUAUCCCUUAAGCCGGAUCUAGAUAUAAUAACAAACGAAGAGUGAAAAAAGUGAGAUUCGAUGGCAUUGCUAUCGCUGUGUGUGGGUAGCCUUAAGGAAACUUACAUAUGUAUUAUUAUUUUCUUCCAUCACUCAACCAUGUCAUUGUCAACGUUAUAUAAGUCAUUAAAUAUAUAACAAUUGA